AUGAAUACAAGCGAUAGCACCAUAGUGUUUUGGUACUUCAAAAAUGGAGAUGUAUGGAAUGAUAAUUCUAACAUUGAAUGGGUUAAAUACCGAGAUAUUGAAAUGCAAAUUAUUGAAGAAGCUUAUCAACAAGAAAAACCUGAAGUUCUUCUGGAUAAAUAUCGAAUUGAUUUGAAAGAGUUCAUUCAAUUCAAUCGAACUAAUUCAUCACAACAGCGUCCUGUACGACGUCAAAUAGGCUGUAAAAUACAAGAAUGUUUACGAGAAGAACGCUUCAAUUCUUCACCUCUUCUUACGUCAACACCAUCAUAUGGAAAAGCGUUAGCAUGGUGUCCAUUCCUUACUGAAUGGCUCAAAUCGUCAGCUGGUAGAAAAGCUGUACUAGAUUUUCCUUCAGCUAUUGAUGCUUGUAUAGAUGGAAUUCUACAAGAAGCAGUAAAGCAUCAAAGUGAUAGUGAAACAGAAGCACAAUGGAUGGUUGAACAAUUGCGAUCAUGUAAAAUGAAGCCUAGACGUGAAACAUCAAAAGUUUGCAUUCAUUUAUAUACUCGUGAAAGUUUUCUUUAUCAUGUUUUAAAUACUGCUUUACGUGAAGCAGAUCAUUCGAAAUUAGAUACUCUCGGACCACUUUGCUUCCUUAUUCGUGAUUAUUCACGUACGUGUACAGAAUUUAUUGGGACAGUUUAUCGAGGAGUACAACUAUCGCUGACAACAAUUUUCUCUUAUAAACAAGCAGUAGGUUCAUGGCGUACAUGGCCUAGUUAUACAUCAACGAGUAAAAAUAGAGAAAUGGCUGAAUUUCGAGGAAAUACAUUGUUUAUCAUUGAAAUUACAAAUGCCAAGCUAAGUGCCCCGCGUGCAUACGAUGUGGUUGAAAUUUCACAAUUUCCUAAUGAAGAAGAAGUUCUUUUGCCAGCUGGAGUUUCUUUUCAAGUGAUCUGUGUUGAACAGAAUCUUAAGCAAAAGUAUAUAAUUCAAAUAAAACUUUGA
This is a messenger RNA of Rotaria sp. Silwood1, 990 nucleotides long. Lineage: Eukaryota; Metazoa; Rotifera; Eurotatoria; Philodinida; Philodinidae. The record is from the annotation of a GenBank genome assembly.